GGAAACUAUAAUUAUUGAAACGAAGCUGAAGCAGCGGCGGCAAAAGGCAGAAAAAAACAUGUCGUCGGUUCUAACGGGUGCUUUGGCGUACGGAAGCAGCGUGGCCACUGUUUUCGCUCUCUACCCCUAUCGCGAUCUCGUUAAGGCAUUUGACGUGCAACGCUUGCCAAAAAUGAGCGACAUGGUCGACUUUUGCAUGAAGCGAUACAGGGGAAUGCUGAGCAGCCCGUCUCAGCCUUUGUUGCUCGGCACUCCCCAAGCAGCGUUGUAUUUUGGAUACGCUGCCGGCGCAGGUGGCGCGAGCGGAGCCGUACUGGGUGGCUUUCUUUACGGGUACACAAAGAUGUUUGUACGCACUGUGGCACACCGCAUGAACGGUGGCGGGUCUCGCUACAACAAAUUGGAGCAGCGCGGCUACUCAGGAGUGCUGGACUGCGUCACGUCGAGCGCAAAGCACUUUGGAGCGCUGUCGUUUUUCCCUGGCGCGCUAGCAGCUUCCAUCAUUGGCGUGCUGUGGUACGGUAUCUCUUUAGCGGUGCUCCAACAGACGUACAGCAGCUCUGUCGGCGGAGAUUUCUGGAAUGCGUUUCGGAUUCACGCGCUCAUGACCUUCCUCACCACACCCGUACGAAAUUCAAUGCGUUCCGCCAUGCACCACAGCGAACGCUCCGGAGGACUCCGCAGCUUUCGCGAUUAUGUGGCAGCGGAGACAGCGGUGUUUCGAGAGACAGGGGGUAUCGUCCGAACGAUGGCACGUGAGGAAGGACUGCGCUUUUUCCUCCAUGGCGUCGUGAGAACUACCUUCAAAAGCUCGGUGCCGUUUGCAGUGACGUACGCCCUGUUCAAAGCAGUAGGUGGGUCAAUCGGGUACCCGUCGGGUGGCAGUCAUCGUGGCGGUCACACAGGGCGCCACUUUUCUCGUCGUUUUUAG
Messenger RNA from Leptomonas pyrrhocoris, 931 nucleotides. RefSeq lists its product as hypothetical. The transcript has a single exon. Bases 59 to 931 code for a protein of 290 amino acids. The record is from RefSeq and is a predicted model, not a curated record. Lineage: Eukaryota; Euglenozoa; Kinetoplastea; Trypanosomatida; Trypanosomatidae.